This is a messenger RNA of Spirodela intermedia, 669 nucleotides long. NCBI's taxonomy places the organism in Eukaryota, Viridiplantae, Streptophyta, Magnoliopsida, Alismatales, Araceae. The record is from the annotation of a GenBank genome assembly.
AUGGUUGAUUGCCGCAGUCUGAUCGAGUUCUGCAGGGCUUUCGUGCAGCGUCAGAACUCCUUGGGCUCGUCGGAUAAUCGCAGCAUCCGUGGUCAAUCGCGCAACAGGCGUUGCAAAUCUUUGAACCCUUUAUCCCACCCUUUCUGUGAGCAAUCGCCUCUUGCUGUAAUGGAUAUUUUCGUGCUAUUUCUCGUGAUAGGAGCUCUGGGAAUUUUGAUCCUGCCAUACUUCAAGUUCAUCUUCCAAGAAGCCUCCGAGUUUCUUCCUGUUGCAUUUGACCUGAUUGGUGGCUUCGUCUAUGGAGCUCCAGUUGCUUAUGGAAUCGGAUUGGUGCUCACUUUUGGAGCAGUGGUUGCCUGUUGGGAGAUAAUCAGUCUGAGUUCUAGGAAAUGUGGAAGUCCUUACUGCAGGGGUUUAAGAAAUGCUGUUGAAUUUGAUAUUCAGCUUGAACCUGAAGAGUGUGUGAAGCACCUGCCAUCUUUGCCAAACGAUGUGCUUGGUUCGUGCCCAUUUGAGCUCGGAGAAGACCACAAGGAGCUGGAAGCCGAGCUAAAGAAGAUGGCACCCCUCAAUGGCCGUACAGUUCUCAUCUUUCGUGCACGUUGCGGCUGUCCACGAGGAAGAAUGGAGGUUUGGGGCCCUAGAAAAACUCAUCGGGUCAAGAAGUAG